AUGUUAAUCGCCUCUCCUUCCAUCCUAGGGACAGCCUUUUUCCUGUAUGGGGCUUUGGCUUUGCCAACUUGGCCCUCCUCCAUCGAUGAACUCGAGGACCUUAUGUUUCUCAAUACAGGCUACCAUUCCCGGGGCUUUUCCGCAGGCGUAACUCCCUGCUCGUUCUUUAAACAGGGGCCGUCCAGGACCGCAUCUGCAGAAUGGAUUCGUACUGCAUUCCAUGACAUGGCCACAGGCAAUGUCUACACUGGAAUUGGCGGCCUUGAUGCCUCGAUUGUGUUCGAACUAGCUGGGAAUGGAGGAGAGAAUAUAGGGGCGGCGUUCAAUACCACCCUAGAGACUUUCGCACCCUUUUUCUCAACGAGGGCGUCGAUGGCUGAUUUGAUCGCCCUUGGAGUUUACACGGCUGUCCGGUCUUGUGGGGGGCCGAUUGUCAAAAUCAGGGCCGGAAGGGUUGAUGCGACUGAACGGGGUGCGAUUGGUGUGCCAUUACCGGAGAACUCACAGGGGACAUUUAUCAACCAGUUUAUACGAACCGGGUUCAAUGUUUCGGACAUGAUCGCUGUUACAGCGUGCGGCCAUACUGUGGGGGGAGUUCAUGCAUCCAACUUUCCACAGAUCACAGUUCCUGGAACGGUGCCAAACGAUUAUCAACUCUUUGACUCGACCACAUCCUUUGAUGAAAAGAUCGCCUCGGACUUUGUGGGCGGAGUCGCUGGAAAUCCUCUCACUGGGGUUACGGCAAAGAGGAACACGCGAGAUUCAGACACAAAAGUGUUCACGGCUGAUCGAAAUGUCACAAUCACAGCAUUGGCCGACCCGGCCACCUUUCAGUCCACAUGUGCCAGAGUGCUCCAGAAGAUGAUAGAAGUUGUUCCAUCGAGUGUAAAUCUUACAGCCCCCAUUGAGCCUUACGAGGUCAAGCCGGGUAAUCUCCAGCUAUCCCUGGCUGGAAACGGCAGCACGAUCGAUUUCUCUGGUGAAAUUCGAGUUAGAACCACCACGCGGUCAGCUACUACGAUCACAAAGACGGAGCUUAUGUUUAAAGACCGCCUCGGUGCCUCGGACUGCGGAGAUUGUCUCAUUAGUACUGAAUACAAAGGUGCUGCGGAAGGCUUUGACGAUACUUUUGCUGAGCAGUUUUAUGGAUUCUCCGCGAGCCUUCCAGUUGAGACGUCUAUCUCCAAAUUCAACGUACGAAUAGUCUUGAAUACGGGGGAGGUGAUUCUAUACGACAACAACGGAUCAGGAUAUGCCGUCCAGGAUACAAUUAUGCUACAGCCUAAGCAGAGCUGCAUCGUCGAAGGCAAUACCCCUGGUAACUUUGUUGUAGUGGUUGCUGUCCGAGAUACUGUAAAAUCUCCUAUGGUUACGCUCUCUCUGACUUUGAAAACUCCUCGAAGUUGCUGUGUUGCCCCUGCCCUGUCGACUAAAUCGUUUACAAUGCUAGCACAGGCGACUAUCGGCUCAUAUACGCUCUACUCGGGAAAUUACUCACUUGAGGCUUCAUAUAAGUCAAGCGCUAAAUUCGACGUUGCCGUUUCUAGUGAAGCUACUAUAGUUUCUGAUUCCUUCAAGAGCACGACUGAUUUAGGGUCAAUCUGCACGCCCUUCGGCUCCAAUGAUACUAACCUGCCAACUUACUCAUUCGAAGGCUGCUAUACUGACAGUACGGAGUCAAGGACUCUUACUGGAGGUGCAUCCGUGGAUGAUAAGAUGACCGUUAAGGCGUGCUCCAGCCACUGCAAAGGCUUUCAGUAUUUUGGCCUUGAAUAUGGUAGAGAAUGUUAUUGUGGUAAUUCAAAGGGUGCUGGUAGCAUGCAGGUCUCAGAGACCGAGUGCAAAGACCCAUGCGGUGGUGAUAGCUCAGAAACUUGCGGCGCAUCAUACCGUAUCAGCAUCUAUAAGGAUACCACUUGGAUCCCCACGAUCAACCCUAAAAUUCCAGGGUAUGAGUAUUCUGGAUGUUACAAUGAUUCGGCAAGCAGUCGCACCUUAUCGGAUAGCUUUGUUUACAACGAGAAGAUGACUGUGGAAUUGUGCGCAGCCUUUUGCAAUGGGACAAACUAUUUCGGCACUGAAUAUUUCAGCGAGUGUUAUUGCGGCGCCAGCUUAUCACCGGGUAGCACCAAACAAACAGAGGACGGAUGCAGCUUUUUUUGCUCGGGGAACAGCACUCAAUACUGUGGUGGAAGCAACAGGAUAAAUAUCUACACGAAGAGUUAA
Messenger RNA from Arthroderma uncinatum, 2226 nucleotides. RefSeq lists its product as uncharacterized. Lineage: Eukaryota; Fungi; Ascomycota; Eurotiomycetes; Onygenales; Arthrodermataceae. The record is from RefSeq and is a predicted model, not a curated record. Gene Ontology annotation, biological process: response to oxidative stress. Bases 1 to 2226 code for a protein of 741 amino acids. Gene Ontology annotation, molecular function: heme binding; peroxidase activity. The transcript has 3 exons.